AUGCGCGAAAACGAUGUUCUACACAGCACGGAUGAGGCGGCUCUUCCGCAGUCCGCGGCGUUACCAACGGUGGACCCAGUCAGCAGGACAGAGCCUCCCGCCAAAACACUCGGCUUAGCCAAGCACGAGUCACCAUACGUGCAGUUCCGUGGUGCUUAUAAGGAUUACAAAGGGAGCGCCCAGUCUUUCGUCACGGCAUGCAUUUACAUUCAGCUCCAGCACAAGAAGAUCCGUUCUUCUUUAUACGACGACUUCAUACGGGCGUGGCAUGAUGGCUAUUAUGCGUACGUGAAAGAGUGUGACAGUGCAGUGCCGCCAGUACCGGUAAUGCACGCAUAUGCGUGGUAUAAUGCAAUGGACGACGAUCCACUCUACAACUCGCGUGUCAUCACGAAAAAGAAUCUGGAAUCCACGCUCGAUGCAUUUCCAGAGGAAGUGAAAAUUGCGAGGCGCAGCCUUGGGAUUGCACAGGAGGAGAAGGAUCCUUUUCGACGGCCAGAGAAGGCGGCCGUGGCAGAAGCCCCGCGAGAGGAGCAGCCCAGUGACCCUGUGCCUCCUGUCGAGGCCCCGUCGCUGACCAAGGAUACAGCACACGAGGACAUCCCCAAACAGCCGCAGGUUGCUGUUCCUAGAUCGCCCGAUUAUGUGAUCCUGGAAGACUCGCAAGUCGAGCUUCCACCCAUGGAUUUCUCGAAGUCCAUGAGCGAGAUCGACAUGAAGCGACAACAGCCUGCCGCAAGGUCAUUGGUGCGUUCAUACUCGGAGGCAGCAAAUCACAAACGCAAAGCAAGCGUGGAGAUGGUUGAGAGGCAGGUGAGGAGAGCACCAAUGGCAGCUGUUCGGGCCCCUCCCCAUAGAGUGCCAGCACCACCAUCGCCUAGCCAGGUGAGCAUUCGACCAAGGGAAUCGCGGGGCAGUCCAACGGGAUCCCUGGCAAGUGUGGACUUCAGAUCACCAAGCUCGACGGAUGCGAGAAAGCGGCGCUACGGCAACGAUCCUGAGAAGCGGCGGGAGCAAUUCAGAAAGUUUCUGAUCAAGCAGAAGAAUCUCACCGCCAACGAGACUAUCAUGAGCUCUGCACCAACGUCAGCGCAGAGACACUGA
Microdochium trichocladiopsis is the source of this 1104-nucleotide messenger RNA. RefSeq lists its product as uncharacterized. The transcript has a single exon. Bases 1 to 1104 code for a protein of 367 amino acids. Lineage: Eukaryota; Fungi; Ascomycota; Sordariomycetes; Xylariales; Microdochiaceae. The record is from RefSeq and is a predicted model, not a curated record.